This is a messenger RNA of Thamnophis elegans (Western terrestrial garter snake), 3532 nucleotides long. RefSeq names its product GTPase IMAP family member 8-like. Bases 227 to 2593 code for a protein of 788 amino acids. The record is from RefSeq and is a predicted model, not a curated record. The transcript has 7 exons. Gene Ontology annotation, molecular function: GTP binding. NCBI's taxonomy places the organism in Eukaryota, Metazoa, Chordata, Lepidosauria, Squamata, Natricidae.
AUGAGGGCGGAAAGAGCCCGGUUCCCAAUUGCGGGGGUGGCAUAGGGGAAGAGGGGAUGGGAGUCUCUGUCUGACGGGAGAUCCCGUGACCGUCUCCCCCUCCCCUGGGCCAAAAAAGCCAAAGCCGGGCUGCCAGACGGCAGCACAGUCGCACUUUUAAUUGCUUUCGCUUUCACUUUGCCUUCGGCCGCGUCGCAGAUAUUUUCUCGGAGCGGAAAACGUUUCUAUGUUCGGAGUUUUCUCGAGGGCGCGGAAGCCCCAGGCCAGGGACCCAGGUCUUCAAAGCAUCGUGUGUGAAAGACGGGAAAUGGCAUUUCUACAGCGUCGGGAAAACGUCGAGAGCUUUCUGAGAGCCCUGAAGAGGAGCGGAGAAGAGGAACUCCGGCUAAUCCUAGUUGGAAAAUCCGGCGGCGGAAAGAGUGCCACGGGCAACACCAUCCUCGACCGGAGAGAGUUUGAGUCCAUCUUGACGGCAAAGAUUACCACCCUGAAGUGCCAAAGGGGGCAAGGCAGCUGGCAGGGCAUAACGGUCUCCGUGGUUGACACGCCAGCCAUGUUUGAUUCUGACAACUACAAUGAGAUUGUGCGACGUGAGGUCAUGGCUUGCAUUAAAUUCUCUCGGCCUGGCCCCCAUGCCCUGAUCUUGGUAACCCAGACGGGACGCUUCACCGCGGAAGACGUGACCUCUGCAAAAUGUGUCUGGGAUAUCUUUGGGGCUGAGUCCGCCAGGCACACAAUCCUCCUCUUCACCUGCGUGGAGGAUUUGGGUGGGGACUCCCUGCAGGAGUACGUCCGAAAGUCCGACAACAAGAAUCUGCAGGACCUGAUCCAGCAGUGCGGCAACCGCUUCUGCGGAUUCAACAACAAGGCGGUGGGAGCCGAGCGGGAAAGGCAGGUCUUGGAGCUGAUGGAGUCGGUGCAGACAACCGUUUUGGCGAAUGGGGGGAGAUACUAUGUCAACCAGCUGUACUUGGAGCCCAACUUAUGGGAUGAAGGCAUCAAGCUGUUCCUAGAUGGGAACAAAACGGCCCGGAGAAAAUCAGAGAGAAGUUGGCUGCGUAAUCCUUAUCGUGUUGCCGGUGUCUUUGCGGGUAUUGUGUUUUUCAUUGUUAUUGUGAUACAUUUUUCCGGCGGAGGAGCCGAACGGAUCCUGGGGGAACGGCUGAAUGGCCUCGGCAAGGAAAAGAGCCAGGGGUCAGCUUGGGAGGUCACCGUCUGCUGUCUGACCUGCUUCCUGGAUCUCUUUCAGGGGCCCCCGGAGGACCACGGAGCCGAAGCGAAGGAGGAAGGGGACGAUGAAGAACUCCGGCUCAUCCUGGUCGGAAAGUCCGGAAGUGGGAAGAGUGCUACUGGCAACACCAUUCUGGGCCGACUGGCGUUCAAGUCGCUCGUGGCAGCGAAGGCCUCCACUGUGGAGUGCCAAAAGGAGCAGGGAACCUGGAAGAAGAGGAAAAUUUCUGUCAUUGACACGCCACCUAUUUUCGAUUCCGAAGAGUUGGAGCAAUCCCUGAAAAAGCAGCUGGAAAACUGUCGUCACAUGUGCCAGUCAGGUCUCCAUGCCUUCAUUUUGGUGAUCCAGGUGGGGUGUUUCACAGCCGAAGACAUGGCGGCCGCCAAGCACGUCUGGAAAAUCUUUGGGGACGAGUCUGCCAGCCGCACGAUCGUCCUGUUCACCCACAAGGAGGAUUUGGAAGGGGAUUCCCUGAAGAAUUGCAUCAAAAAUGCCAACAACCAAUCUCUGUGUGAGGUGAUGAAGAAGUGUGACCAUCGCUUGUGUGGGUUCAACAACAAGGCCGAGGAAGACGAACGGGAGAAGCAGCUCUCUGAGCUGAUGGAGAUGGUGGAGAAGAUAGACAAGGGGAAUGGAGGGAAACCCUAUUUCAUCCCACAAGGUUCGGAAAAAACAAAUAUUUGUUCAAAAAUAUCUGAUUCCCCCCUGUCUUCCAAACUCCUAGGUGACGAACUCCAGCUCAUCCUGGUUGGAAAGUCCGGAGGUGGGAAGAGUGCCACGGGCAACACCAUUCUGGGCCGACUGGCAUUCAAAUCCCUCUUGGCAACAAAGCCCACCACCGUAGAGUUCCAAAAGGAGCAGGGAACCUGCGAGGGGAGGAAAAUUUCUGUCAUUGACACGCCAGCUAUUUUUGAUUCCAAAUGGUUGGAGGAAUCCCUGGCAAAGGAUCUGGAAAACUCUCUCCAUGUUUUAAUUUUUGUGACUCAGGUGGGGCGCUUCACGGCUGAAGACGAAGCGGCCGCUAAGCAGGUCUGGGAAAUCUUUAAGGAAGAAUCCGCCAACCGCACGAUCGUCCUGUUCACCUGCAUGGAGGAUCUGGGAGGGGAUUCCCUGAAGAAUUACGUCAAAGGAGCCAAGAACAAAUAUCUGCAUCAGCUGAUAAAGAAUUGCAACUAUCGCUUCUGUGGGUUCAACAACAAGGCCGUGGGACAAGAAAGGAAGAAGCAGGUCUCUGAGCUGAUAGAGAUGGUUGAGGAGAUAGUGAAGAAUCCUCGAGAGAUUUCACCCACAAAGGUCAAAAAGACAAACAUUUUGUCAAAACUACCUUCCAUUUCGAGAGGGAAAAUCAAAAGUAAACAUUGAGAUAGAUCAUUUUAGGAGCUAGUUCCCCCGCUUUUUGGAUGACCGCUCUUCCCUCUUAACUUCUCUCCAGUGAUGGCCGGUGGGGGAUGCAUGUAGAUCCAUGUUUAGUAGAUGUGUGUAUCCCUGUCUCGAUGCACGGCUGGUGAGCCAUCACGGGGAGCAGUUGUCAGGGCAGCGAGGUUUGCUCCGGCGUUUCUGGGGGACUGUCCGGGAUCAUCUUUCCACUCGGCAGGAAAUCCCAGUGGCAAAAGCUCCUGUGAACGUGUGGAUGGGGACAUUGGGCUUGCACAUUGGUGUUGUGAGUCGCCUCUACCACAUCUUAUGUGGUUCCCACUUUAGUGGGGGUUGGGACACCGACUCCCACGGUUUCCAGCCGAUUCCACGAAGAACCAGCAUCUCUAGCUGGUCCUCUUAAAGGAGGGGUCCCCAACCCCUGGGCCACAGCCCACUACCAUGAAGUUGCCUAUUUGAAACUGGACCGUGGGUCGGCACAUACGCAUGGACAGCUCAACUCGCGCAAGCACUCGGCCGAUGGACACACUCCUGCAAUUCAACUUGCAUGGUUCGGUGUGCACACGCAUGUGUAUGUAGCUCAGUUUACAGUUGAACUGCAUGUACGUGCAUGGGUGUGCAUGUCAGCUCCAUCGCUCGCACGAGUCAAGCUACAGAUGCACCAGCCCGCCGCUCGCAUGACCCAGUUCCCCCUCUCACCUGCCCCAGAUGGGAUGCCAAGCUGCAAAGUUUAGAGACUGCUGCCCUAAUAUCAAACUCACAGCCAAAGUUUUGUGGAGUUGAAAACCACCAUUAUUGGGUUCUUGUGGGCCUGUUUGAGCGCAACAUAAAUCUUUGGAUGAAGAGAUGGAAAGGUUUUGGAUACAAUAAUACAAUAAUACAAUAGCAGUGUUGGAAAGGACCUUGGAGGUCUUCUAGUCCAACCCU